AUGUCCCAGAUCACCCUCUACAGCUGGCCCACACCUAACGGUAUCAAGGCAUCCAUUACCCUUGAAGAGCUAGGCCUCCAUUAUAAAACACACGCCGUCGACAUCUCCACCAAUGUGCAGAAAGAAGACUGGUUCUUGAAAAUCAACCCCAAUGGUCGCAUUCCCGCCAUCCUCGACGGAGACCAACGCGUCUUCGAAAGCGGAGCUAUCAUGCUCUACCUAACUGACAAGUAUGACCCGGAAAGGAAACUUAGCUAUGCACCGGGGUCCCCGGAGUAUGUGGAGGAGCUAUCCUGGCUGAUGUUCCAGAUGGGAGGUGUCGGGCCGAUGAUGGGUCAGGCCGAGCACUUCAGGCUCUUUGCCAGCAAACGCUCCGACUACGGCAUUAAGCGGUAUAUCGACGAGACUAAGCGCUUAUACUCAGUCCUCGACUCCCGGCUCAAAGAAAGCCCUUACCUGGCCGGAUCAAAGUAUACCAUUGCCGACAUUGCAAACUUUUCGUGGGUACAGAUCGGGCCAGCUGCCCUAGAGAUUGACCUAUCCGAGUGGCCAGCUUUGGAGAAGUGGGUGGAAAAGAUUAAGGAGCGCGAGGCGAUAAAGAGGGGCAUGUUUAUACCGAAGACUGGUACGAGCCCUGAGCAGAUGGCUGAGCGGUUUAAGGCUUCUCGCGCUAGGAUUGAUGCUAUGGUCAACACAGAUGCGCAUUAG
Penicillium bovifimosum is the source of this 708-nucleotide messenger RNA. RefSeq names its product glutathione S-transferase family protein. The record is from RefSeq and is a predicted model, not a curated record. The transcript is spliced from 3 exons. Lineage: Eukaryota; Fungi; Ascomycota; Eurotiomycetes; Eurotiales; Aspergillaceae. Bases 1 to 708 code for a protein of 235 amino acids.